Molecule: messenger RNA, 1606 nt
Organism: Condylura cristata (star-nosed mole)
Lineage: Eukaryota; Metazoa; Chordata; Mammalia; Eulipotyphla; Talpidae
Gene: BTBD16
Product: BTB (POZ) domain containing 16
Exons: 15
Coding region: 35-1606 (523 amino acids)
Source: RefSeq, a predicted model, not a curated record
CUCUGCUGUGUCAUCUUCACUCUUGAUCAGGAACAUGCUGAAUCAGAAAACCCCGCACGUGGGCGUCUCCAGGACAGAGUCCCCAAUCCCUUCGCCCCCGCAGCGCCGGGCCCGGCCGGAGCGCCGGAUCGUCGGCUCCACCAACCGGUGGCGUUUUCCCAAGGAGCCUUUCUCAGGGGACCUGCUGGCGCUGUCCCAGAUGUGCAAAGCUCUGUGCAUAGACUUUGAUGAAGCGCUGAAGAACCCCGAGAGGCUAUCCAUUUCACAAAUUUGGAAGGCUUUUCCUCAGAGUCUGAAGAACAAGGCCAUCCCAAGUGGGGAGCCAGAUGUGGUUCUCGAGUGUCUGGGCUUCCAGUGGGAGCUGCACCAGCCUCAGAUCUUUCAGUCCGAGACCUUGGCCAAACUCUACCUGGCGGCCCUGGUCCGCAGCGCCAGCGGCCCCUCGAGGGACGUGGACAAGCUCCUGAGAGUUCAAGUGCCUGAGAAGAGCAAACACAAGCCCCCCGUAAAGAAGGUGAUCAUUUCCUUGAAGAUCAACGACCCGCUGGUCACUAAAAUCGCCUUUGCCACGGCCCUCAAGAACCUCUACGUGAGCGAGGCCGAGAUGGACAUGGACGAGGUGCUGGGCGUGCUGGCUUCGGCGCACGUCCUCCGCCUGGGCAGCCUGUUCCGGAGGUGUGUGAACUUGAUGAUAAACAGGCUGUCUCCGAGCACCAUCAAGAACUUCUACCUGGCCAGCCACAAGUACAAGGAAGAGCAGCUCACCACUGCCUGCGAGAGGUGGCUGGAAAUGAACUUGGUCCCUCUGGUGGGGAAGCAGAUCUACCUCCGCAAAAUCCCCCAGGAGCUGCUGCUUAAAGUGCUGAGGUCCCCCAGGUUGUUUACUUUCAGUGAAUUUCAUCUCCUGAAAACAAUGCUUUUGUGGGUCUACCUGCAACUAAACCACAAAACUCAGACUGUUCCGCUCCAUGAAACGGUGCUGGCCUUUUUCAGCAGCUUGCCCAAGCAGUGCGCCUUUCUGGACCGGGACAUGGGGCAGUGUCUGAUGCCACUCUUCCUCUGCCUGCGACUGCACGGCAUCACCAGAGGCAAGGAUCUGGAGGAGCUCAGGCACGUGAACUUGUUCCCCGAGUCCUGGCUGGCCCGGGUCACCGCCAACCACUACCACGCGCUGGAGAAUGGGGGUGACAUGGCCUACGUGAAGGAUCUAACCACCCAGGCUGUGAGAUACGGACUGCUCUUUAACCAGGAGUACACGACCCAUUCAAAGGUGAUCACCAUAUACGGGUUCCUCUUUGAGAUCAAGGGCAUCAAGCACAACGCGACCGCUUACAGUUUCUGCAUGCAGAGGAAACGGCACACGGACGUGGAGUCACCGGCCGACGACUGGGAGCUCAGCCCCGUCAGCCUGCGAGCCGAGCGCCUGGUCAAGUACAAGAUCGCGGCGCAGGCGCAGGUGGGCGGCGGGUGGCAGGAGUUCGGGACCAACGAGAUCACGCAGAAGUUUGGGUUCGUCAAGCCGUUCUCCAAAAGCCACGUCUUGAAAAUCCAAACUGUGGGGUCCCCAAUCUAUGCAAGCUUUUCAUUCAUCUUCCCGUCAUCUUGA